AUGGCGGAUGGGAAUCCCUUUCUUCUUCUCCAAAAUCGCACUCCCCAAUUCUCCGAUUCCCAGAAGCCCCAACUCCUGAAACUCGCGACGGAGAGCCCGGUGAUGGAGAGAGGCCCCAGGUUCAAUGAAUACUCCCAACUCAGAGAGAGGAAGCUGAGAUCGAAGAAACUCACGGCGCAGAAAGCCCCACCGGAAACAUACGAGGAGCCGCCGCCGCCGCCGGUGUUGACCCCGCAGAGAAAGCAGGUGAAAUUCGACUCGGAUUUCGCUACCCCGCCGAGGAGGCCCAGGGCGCCCUCCGCCUUGACCCAGUCGGUGCCGGAUUUCUCGUCGGCGCUGAGGAAGGAGAACCGGAAGCCGGCCGCGGCGCAGCUUCCGCCGGUGGCGGAGAGGUCGAUGACGCCGCCGGAGGGGCUGCGCAAGGGCGGGAGGGGUUAUUGCGGGAGGGUGGGCGGAGGGAGCAAAUCGACGAAUUCGGCGGAGAAAAGGAGUGGGGGGCUGAUGGCGGCCCGGAAAAGCUACGCUAACAUGGAGGAGUUGAAGAGAUUGGCCGUGGCUGCCGGAAAAGAAAUCAAUGGACGGAAAACUGGUGUGGGGAGUAGACUCUUCUGA
Messenger RNA from Striga hermonthica, 612 nucleotides. The record is from the annotation of a GenBank genome assembly. Lineage: Eukaryota; Viridiplantae; Streptophyta; Magnoliopsida; Lamiales; Orobanchaceae.